AUGCAGGUGAUGACAUUCGGUGCUCGAUCUUCUCCUAGCACGGCUCAGUAUGUCAAAAAUGCACACGCUGAACAGUUUAGGCAUACGCAUCCUGCUGCAGUAUCCGCCAUCAUCGAUAGGCACUAUGUCGAUGAUAUGUUGAUCAGCACAGAAACAAUCGAGGAAGGCAUAAAAUUGGCAAAAGACGUCAAAUCAAUUCACGAGUCCGCAGGGUUUGAAAUGCGAAACUUUGUUUCCAAUUCUCCCGUUGUUAUCAGUGCCCUGGAAUCACAAUGUUCAUCAGGAGUUUGCAACGAGAAAAAUAUGAACGUUGGACUGGAAACCACAACAGAGAAAGUUCUCGGCAUGUGGUGGAACACUGCAAACGAUUCCUUUAUGUACAAAAUCUCACCUCGAUUCGAUGUUGAACUUCUGGCAGGAAAGCGUAUACCGACCAAACGUGAAGUGCUAAGAACGCUGAUGCUACUGUUUGACCCGUUGGGACUCAUCGGACAUUUUUUAAUGUUCCUAAAGUGUCUCUUACAAGAGAUUUGGAGGACAUCUAUCGGAUGGGAUGAUCCUAUCGGCGAUGAUCAGUUUAAAAAAUGGAAUCGAUGGCUCACUAUUCUUCCACAAAUUGCUUCCAUUAAAAUUCCAAGGUGUUAUCGAUUGUUAGUAACGCUUAGUCCCGAAACCAACGUACAACUACACAUCCUAGUCGACGCCAGCGAAAGUGGUAUGGCGGCCGUAGUAUAUUUGAGGUUCGAGAGAGAAGGAGACAUAGAUGUUUCGCUGGUUUGCUCUAAAACUCGAGUAGCACCGCUUAAAUUUUUAUCUAUUCCUAGAUCUGAGCUGCAAUCAAGUGUAAUUGGAGCAAGGCUUGCCAAAACGGUUAUCGAAAACCUAUCCGUUAAGAUAACUAACCGUUUCUUUUGGACAGACUCACGAAACGUGUUGAGUUGGUUAUCGGCCGACCAUAGGCGGUACAGCCAGUUUGUUUCCCAUCGUGUAAGUGAAAUUUUAGAACUAUCCAACCUUUCUGAGUGGCACUGGAUACCAACAAAGCUGAACGUAGCUGAUGAAGGAACCAAGUGGACAAAAAACCCAGAUCUAAGCAACACAAGCCGGUGGUUCAAAGGUCCUCCGUUUCUCCGACUCCCGUCAAGUCGCUGGCCGCUACCCGAGGAACCAGUCAAGCAAACGGAAAUUGAGCUACGUGCACAUCUACUUUGCCAUGCAGUGUCCCUGAACAAUAACGUUAUUCCUACAUAUAAAUUUUCCUCGUGGAACAAACUGCUCCGUUCUACAUCCUACGUUUUGAGAUAUAUUUCGAAUCUAAAUAGCUGUCGACUGAAGAGAAAGUGUUCUACCGGCCCUCUGACCGACGCCGAGCUUCGUGAAUCGUGCACUACCGGGCCUCUGACCAAAGCAGAGCUUCAAAAGUCCGAAAUCUACCUAUUCCGUUACGCUCAAGAAAUUUAUCAACAUGAGAUGGAAAUUCUAUCGAGCCAUAAGGUCGGUAUUGUUCAACGAAAUAUUCCUAAGAAUAGUCCGCUACAUAAGCUUAACCCGUUUUUGGAUGAAAAUUUGGUCAUUCGAGUAAGGGGAAGAAUCUCAGCUUGUGAGUUCGCAUCAUUUGACGUUAAAAAUCCCAUAAUACUACCACGUAGUGACCAUAUUACGUACCUGAUAGUGCUCUACUUCCAUAUACGGUAUCAUCAUCAAAAUCAUCAGACCGUUAUAAACGAAUUGCGCCAGCGUUUUCACAUUGGAGGACUCAGAUCAUUAUACAAAACAGUACGUAAAAGCUGUCAAGUGUGUAAAAUUGAUCGCGCUAUACCUCAACCACCUUUAAUGAGCGAUCUACCACCUUGUCGUGUAGCAGCUUUCACUAGACCAUUCUCAUACCUGGGAAUUGACUAUUUCGGACCAAUCAUUAUCAAAAACGGUCGAAAACAGGAAAAACGUUGGGGUGUCUUAGCGACCUGCCUAACGAUAAGGGCAGUUCAUCUUCAACUUGUGCGCUCGUUGACUACAGACUCCUGUAUUUUAGCUAUUCGCAAUAUCAUGGGCAGACGCGGUGUUCCUAUAACUAUCUACAGCGACAGAGGAACAAAUUUCAUAGGAGCUGACAAUGAGUUAAAACUAGCAUUAGCAGCUGUAAACCAGAACAAACUCAUUGAAGAAUUUACAACUACAGACACCCAGUGGAUAUUCAAUCCCCCGGCUUCUCCGCACAUGGGCGGAGCCUGGGAAAGGCUUAUUAGAAGCGUGAAAGCAAACUUAGCAAAGCUUAAACCCACUCACUGUCCAACCGAAGAAGUUUUAGAGAACAUGCUCGUAGAAAUUGAAAACGUUAUCAAUUCCCGCCCACUUACUGAUGUGCCGAUUGACGACGAUAACUCCCCCGUGCUCACACCAAAUCACUUUAUCCUUGGUUCAUCAAAUGGAUUAAAGCCAUAUCUUCCAUUUGACGACAGCUCGCUAGCCGUUAAGAAAGGAUGGCAGUUAUCGCAGAUCAUGGCAAACGUAUUCUGGCGAUGCUGGGUACACGAUUAUUUGCCUACACUAACUCGGCGUGCAAAGUGGUACACAGAAGUAAAGCCGAUCGAAGAAGGAGAUAUCGCUGUUAUUGUAGAUCCCAAACUACCCAGAAACUGUUGGCCAAAGGGUAGAGUCAUCAGCACCACGGUGUCAUCGGACGGGCGUACACGGAAAGCUGUGGUGCAAACCGUCAACGGAAUCUAUGAACGACCAGUGGUGAAGCUUGCUGUUUUGGAUGUUGGCGAUAAGGAUAGAGCACACGAGAAGCCAGUUCCUGUGUGCACUCCGGGGGGGACUGUUACUCGCGCCAACUAAAUCAGCAAACCCCUCGUUCCUGUGUCAUGAAUCUCGCAGCUCGCGACUACGUCAAAGCGUUGUCAUUAUCACACCGAGAAGAACCAACGAAAGAAGAGGAAGAUUCGAAGAGUGUUUGCCGUGCAACCGCGUGAAAAUUGUAGUGUUCGCAAAACUAUUUUCUUGGGUAUUUUUCUCUUUCGAGGUAGUUUGAGUAGUUUAACUUAAAGCUGGAUAAAUCUAAUUAGAAUUCUUCCUAGUUUAGGUGGCAUAAAAGCCCUUUAGUUACUCGACGUAACACCUUCCGCUCAUAUCAGCUUACAGCGCAUCAGCGCACAAUAUUAAGUAUGCACUUUGCAAAUCUUAUUAAGCAUUGGUAAUAAUCAGUUUUCCCUUAUCAGUUAUCAUCCUACUAUCCUUAUCAAUUACUAUCCAUCGUUUGUACCAUAUUUCGAGCCAUUUAUCGAAGAAAUUCAAGGUACCAAACCGAUCACUCUCAGUUCAGCAGAGUAUAAACAAGCCGUAGAAUACCUGUGCAAGGCAGGAGAUCACUAUAAGAAUUUUGUAAUAAAAUACUCUUUUGGAUUUAUUAACAAAAUCAUCGAUCUUCACACUGCCUCGUAACACCAGCAUGAAAAUAAAUAAAUGACCAGCAUGAAUAAAGAAAUUCAAAAUCAGUUUUAUUUUUAUUAUUUUCUUUCCAUCCUUCUGACACUUUAAAGGGCUAACAUCAAAGGGCUGACAUCGCCAUGCAAAGCGGGCGGCUUCCAAAAUAAUGUGUAGAUUUUACAUGUUUACAUUACUAAUUUUCACCUCUGUUUGACGUACAUGCUGUGUACACUAUAAAGGGUACAAGGGCUUUACAUGAAAAAGGAGUUAACCCAGUCUUUUCCGAUAACGGGUCAAAACUACAUUAUAAGGGGUUGCGCCA
Uranotaenia lowii is the source of this 3748-nucleotide messenger RNA. RefSeq lists its product as uncharacterized. The coding region runs from base 1 to 2838 and encodes 945 amino acids. The transcript is spliced from 3 exons. Gene Ontology annotation, molecular function: nucleic acid binding. The record is from RefSeq and is a predicted model, not a curated record. Lineage: Eukaryota; Metazoa; Arthropoda; Insecta; Diptera; Culicidae. Gene Ontology annotation, biological process: DNA integration.